Triplophysa dalaica is the source of this 3830-nucleotide messenger RNA. It is a transcript of the gene dync1li1, whose product is annotated as dynein, cytoplasmic 1, light intermediate chain 1. The transcript is spliced from 13 exons. Bases 21 to 1523 code for a protein of 500 amino acids. Gene Ontology annotation, biological process: microtubule cytoskeleton organization; microtubule-based movement. The record is from RefSeq and is a predicted model, not a curated record. NCBI's taxonomy places the organism in Eukaryota, Metazoa, Chordata, Actinopteri, Cypriniformes, Nemacheilidae. Gene Ontology annotation, molecular function: dynein heavy chain binding. Gene Ontology annotation, cellular component: centrosome; cytoplasmic dynein complex.
UGUCACUCAAGCCUGCGAAGAUGGCGACUACGGGCAGAAAUACACUCCUAUCGGCUAGCACAAAUGUAAAUAACAGCACUUCCGAAAGCCAAAAUCCCGAGGAUGAUGACGGGCAGAAUUUAUGGUCAUCGAUAUUGAGUGAGGUAUCGACGCGAUCCCGGUCAAAAUUGCCGUCGGGAAAGAAUGUGGUGGUUAUGGGUGAGGUGGGUUCUGGUAAAACCACCCUGGUGGCCAAACUACAAGGUGUAGAGGAGUACAUGAAGGGGCGGGGUUUAGAGUACUUGUAUUUCAGUGUUCAUGAUGAUGACAUUGAUGAUCAUGCACGAUGUAACGCGUGGGUGCUCGACGGGGACCUUUAUCACAAAGGCCUGCAGAAGUUUGCCGUGUCGACAGAGAACCUUGCGGACUCGCUGAUUCUGUUUGUGGUGGAUCUCUCUCGGCCGUGGCUGGCCCUCGAUUCGCUGCAGAAAUGGGGCAGUGUGGUGAGGGAUUACCUGGACAAACUCCGAGUACCUCCUGAAACCAUGAGAGAGCUGGAGCACAGAUUGGUGAAACAGUUCCAGGAGUAUCUGGAACCAGGAACUGAUCUGGACGGUGUGCCCCAGAGAAGGAAUCCUGAAUCAGAGGAAGAGAGCGUCCUGCUGCCCCUGGGGGACAACACACUUACAAACAACCUGGGCCUGACUAUAGUGGUGGUCUGCAAUAAGUGUGAUGCGAUCAGCACUUUGGAGAAGGAACACGAUUAUAAAGACGAGCACUUAGAUUUCAUCCAGUCUCACAUCCGACGUUUCUGUCUUCAGUAUGGGGCAGCACUACUCUACACAUCUAUGAAGGAGAACAAAAAUCUAGACUUGUUAUAUAAAUACCUCGUACACAGGUUAUACGGCUUUCCCUUCGACAUCCCAGCUCAGGUGGUGGAGAAAGACUCAGUGUUUAUUCCAUCAGGAUGGGACAAUGAAAAAAAGAUUGGCAUCUUGCAUGAAAAUUUCCAGACAUUAAAAGCAGAUGACAACUUCGAAGAUGUAAUAGUGAAACCUCCAGUUAGAAAGUUUGUACAUGAGAAGGAAGUGCAAGCUGAAGAUGACCAAGUAUUUCUAGUAAAGUUGCAGUCUCUGUUAGCCAAACAGCCUCCAGUCAGUGCAGGAAGACCAGUGGACCCAACAAACAGAGCCCCCACAGGCUCACCUAGGACGACCAAUCGUUCAGCUGCGGCCAACGUGGCUAGCGUCAUGCCCAUGCAAUCAGGUACCAAGAAGAUUGAUCCCAACAUGAAAGGCGGUCAGACCAGCGAGGGCGUGCUGGCCAACUUCUUCAACAGUCUGCUGACUAAGAAAGCAGGCUCGCCCAGCCCGGGCGCUCAGCCCACAGGGGGAGGGGGUAACACACCGGGAACAGUCCGCAAGUCAGGUUCCAAAUUGGGGUUGACAGACGUCCAGGCUGAGCUGGACCGGAUCUCCAACAAAUCUGACAUGGACUCAGCCCCUAACGCCACCACGCCCCCUGCUGAAAACGAUGAAUCCUGAACAAGAGGCGGGGUCUAUUUACUAUCAAGCCCCUCCACAUACACUGCUCUCUCCGCCCCCCCAGCACCUCUCCUCCCCUCCUCUCCUCUCCCUCGCCCUUUUCUUGCUCUUGUUCAGAGAGGGAUUUCUUCCCGUUUAUUCCUUGUAAGGCCAGUGACUUGAAGCUGCAUGUCGGGCAAAUGAAGAUGCUACGUCUGUCUCCACACAUACGCGCACAUGUACAGCGGAUGAUUCUGUAAAACACAGAGACAGACAGAAUGAGGACUGAUGUAGAAAUGAAGGACACUAGAUCAGUGUUGGACACUAACAGAGAGAUUUAGAGAGGGAAUUAGGAUGUAGAGCGAAGUAAGAUUAGUAAGUAAGGGGGGGGGGUUAUGACAUUUGUUUAUAUGUAUGCGAGUUAGAUUCUUCAGCUUUUGGUUGUAAUUAUCUUCCUGUAAGAGAAGAACCUUGUACGUCUACCGUGAAUGUCACUCGGCUUCUGACAAACAAACGCACAUGUUUACUUAUCUAAACGUCUUAUUAUGCCUCAUCUGAACAAAAAAUAAAGGGAAGCAUCACAUUACAGUCACAGUAGUGAGAGACACGAUCAAACAAUGUGUUGGGUGUGAUCCCCUUGUUUUCAUGAAAUGGUUGUUUUUAGCCCUCUUUAAGGGAUAGUUCACCCAAAAAUGACAGUUCUUUCUUAUUUACUCCCUUAUGUCGCAUGUAUGCUAUUUUUAUGCUUUGAAUCUUAAAGGGAUAGUUCACCCAAAAAUGAAAAUUCUGUCGUCAUUUACCCACUCUCAAGUAUUUCUGAAACUGUAUAAAUUGUAAAUUUUGUUGUUCUGCUGAACGCAAAGAUAUUUAAAAGAAUGCUUAGCAAAAAGUUCUGGGGCACUAUUGACUUCCAUAGUAGGGAAGAAAACUACUAUGGUAGUCAAUGGUGCCCCAGAACAGAAAGAUUCUUCAAAAUAUCUUCUUUCGUGUUCAACAGAACAAAUCAUUUUAAACUGCGUCGGAACAAUGUGAGGGUGAGUCAAUGAUAAGAGAAUUUAUGUUUUUGGGUGAACUGUCCCUUUAAUGCAGCUCUUUUCCAAUAGCACUCAAAAGCUCAGAAAUGGACAAAAAACACCAUCGAUGAAGCAACCUAAAAUUUGGAUUGUUAUUCACUGUAAAUCUUUGCUUCCGCUCCAUCUUUGUAGUUUUCUUUCUUCCACAUAUUCAAACUGGCAUUAAAUAAUUAACCAUCUGCGGUGGAUAGACGGUUUUCAGCAAAUGAGCGACAUGAAUAUUGAUUCAUUUACACAAAGCUACUGCACUUGGAAUAUCUAAAAAAAACCUAAAAAAAAUAGUUUUCACUGAUGACAACAGUGUAGGGUCUCGAAACAACAUCAGCGUAGUAAAUAUGACAGAUUUCUCAUUUUGGGUGGGGCUACAUUCCAUUAGCACAUACUCCUUCACUUUCUUAUUCGUGAGUGUAUUAAACAGGACCAGUAACUGCAGAACAUGCAUACUGACAUGAUUUCAGUACUACUUACUAAAACUAAUAACCUUUAAAGGUUUUAUCGCUGCUGAGAAAUUGUCAAUGAAGUCACCCAUUUGUAGUCGUAUCGCUGCGUACAGUAAACGUAACUAAAUAUUGCACUAUUACACAAUAGUAGGCAAUGACACUGAAUAUGAUCUUAUACAAUGCUAAUUGUAGCAGAGUAGGAAGUUCUGAAGAAAUACUUUACUGCCCGACGCAUCAUUUUAGAGGUUUUAACUUAAAUGUGGUGAAUGAAGUUGCCUAUUUAAGCUCAAACACAAAUAUUAAAGCUUUGAGCAUUUAUCAUUGCUGAUGGGACUGACAACUAUGUUCAUGUAAAAAAAUGUUUUUGUUUGUUUUCUACGUUUAUAAGAGCUUUUGAAAAUUGUACGUUCCUGUGUAUGUGUCCUCAUCGCUCAACUACAGCCGGUUAUGGUUCUGUUUAUUAAUGGAUGCACUCUAGAUCAUGCAAAUGAGAUCAGUAUUACUAUUCUUUUCAUUGGUGUAUGUAAGCGUGUGAGUGUCUGGUUCUUUAUGCGCUUAAAGAGUCAUUCAGCAGGAGACUUAGUGAGAUUGUCUAGAAAUUAGUAAGGGAAGGGGAGGGGUGGAGAAGCAGAGGUGGCCGGGCAGGUGAGAUCACCCUCACCUGCAUAUGUACAGUCAUCAACCAAACUUCUUACGUGAGAGGGCGACAAAGUAAACAAACGCUAAUAUGGUCCUGUAAUUUCACAAGAUGUGGUGAUGUUUCUCUGGAUCAGGUCUGUAAUCAUUCUAUUAAAGUUGUAUUUAUUGGGAACUGC